AUGGCCUUUUUUUCUUCUGUUCUAAAGAGAUUGAGUCGUUUGAAGAGCUUGGAAUCUGAUAAUUUAGAUACACCUAUGAAAAGAUGUCUUUCCUCCUUUGAUCUGACAAUGAUUGGUAUUGGUUCCAUGAUGGGAUCAGGUCUUUACGUUCUCACUGGAACUGUUGCAAAAAAUACUGCUGGCCCUGCAGUCAUUGUAUCAUUUGUUAUUGCGGGAUUUGUUACACUUCUCGCGGCAUUAUGCUAUGCGGAAUUCGGGGCAAGGAUUCCCAUAACAGGAUCGGCUUAUACAUACACAUAUGUUUCCAUGGGCGAGUUUUGGGCAUUUCUGAUUGGUUGGAACAUUGUUCUUGAAUAUAUCAUAUCUGCUGCAGCUGUGGCGCGUGCAUGGAGUGGAUACUUUGACGAAAUGCUUGACCACAGAAUACGUAACUUCACUUAUGAAUACAUCACAGGUGGACCAUGGAACUAUCCUCUAUUGGCACAAUAUCCCGAUUUGUUUGCUUUAUUAUUAAUCAUCCUUGGCGUGAUUAUAACGGCUUUGGGAGCAAAUUUAACUUCUAAAAUAAACUCUUUCCUUACUAUAUUAAACAUUUGCACUGUUAUACUCGUUAUAGGUGCAGGUCUGAAUUUUGUGAAUGUUAACAAUUGGAAAAUUGAAGGUGGUUUCACCCCCUUUGGCAUUUCAGGCAUUAUGUCUGGCGCUGCAACGUGUUUCUUUGCUUACGUGGGUUUUGACUUUAUUACUGCAUCGGCUGAAGAAGCAAAAAAUCCAGCAAAAAGUAUCCCAAUUGCAAUAUGCACAUCUUUAGCAGUUGUAGCUGCAGCAUAUAUUGCUGCAUCGACAGUGGUCACAUUGAUGGUACCAUAUUAUGACAUUGUACCUGAAGCAGCAUUUGUUGAUACUUUUCGUCAUGUAGGGGUGAAGUGGCUUGUGUAUGCGGUGGGAGUCGGAUCAUUGAUCGGCAUGACUGCUACUUUUUUAACUGCUAUGUUUGUUCUUCCACGUAUCGUAUUUGCAAUGGCUAGAGAUGGCCUUCUGUUUGCAGUGUUGGCUAAAGUUAAUUCACAUACUCAUGUACCAGUUGUUGCCACUGUUACAUUGGCAUACACCAUUGUAGCUGCUGGUGUACUUGUACUACGAUAUGAACCAGCAGAGGCAUUGACAAUUGUCUACAAACAUAAAAAUAAAGAUACAAUUGAAAUGAAUUUGAAGCGAAAAGAUGAAACAUCUCCGUUGAAUAGUGUAGACUCCCAUUUACAUGGUGGCGAAGUCAGAGAAUCGUUUAAUGGCUGCAGGACUUUACGAAAUGCUACACCUGGUACUAUACCAGCUUUUGCAGUAUUUAUAAUGUCCAUAUUCAUGUUUACAUUAGCUGCUGUUAUUGUAUUCUGUGGUGACGCACUAGCAGAAGCAAGGUUCUGGGUUAUUGUGAUUGUGGUUAUAUUUGGAUCGGUCGUGUUACUUUGUUUUUUUGUGUUAUGCAUACACUAUCAGAAUACGAGUAUUGUGACGUUCAAGAUGCCGUUGGUCCCAUUAAUACCAUCUCUGAGUAUAUUUUGUAACGCUAUGCUUAUGAUGAAUCUAUCUUAUAUGACAUGGGUUAGAUUUGCUGUCUGGAUAACACUAGGUAUGAUGCUGUAUUUCUGUUAUGGAAUUCGUCACAGCAAAUUGGCCAUGACACUAGAAGAAGAAAACAAUGAUCUAAACCGUUAUUACAUAAUGCCUACCGAGUCACCAUGUAUUACAAGUAGUUCCGUAGACUUAUGGCAACCACAGAGUGUGACAACUCCUAAUAAUUAUGGAAGCGUGUCCGAGGAUGAAGAGGAAUCAAAUGUUAAAAAUAAGAUGAAAAAGUUGUGA
This is a messenger RNA of Saccoglossus kowalevskii, 1863 nucleotides long. Its product is annotated as cationic amino acid transporter 4-like. NCBI's taxonomy places the organism in Eukaryota, Metazoa, Hemichordata, Enteropneusta, Harrimaniidae. Gene Ontology annotation, biological process: transmembrane transport; amino acid transport. Gene Ontology annotation, cellular component: plasma membrane. Gene Ontology annotation, molecular function: amino acid transmembrane transporter activity. The record is from RefSeq and is a predicted model, not a curated record.